AGACAUUUUGCCCCGAGCGCCCGCCGCGCCGCCACGCGGCGGGGGGGGGUCCUGCCCCUCUCCCCGCCCCCCCUGCGCGGCCGAUGCUGCGGCCUUCCGCUCCGGCCGGGCUCCCCGCCGCGGGCGCGGCCCGGGCGCAGCACGAGCGGCCGGCGGGCGCGGAGGCGGCGCCCGACAGUCCCGCCGCCGGAGACGAGUGCUCGCGGUCCUACCGGCUGUCGCCCACGACGCCCGUGCGCCGGGAGGACGACGCCGCCGGCGCCUCGGUCGCGGGCUCGCCCCCCGGGGCGCGGGCGUGGAGCACGGAGGGCAUGGCGCGGGACCCAGCGGCGUUCCUGAUGCAGGCCGGCCGCUUCAGGCAACACCCGGUCCAGCAGCGCGGUGCGGGACCAGGUCCGCAAUUUGGUAUCGAAGACCAUGCAGGUCACGGAGGCGAGGGCGCGGUCGUCCGCCGAGGCGGAACGGUCGAGGACGCUGGACAGCUUACGAGCGGCGCAGCAGGAGCUGCAGGCCACGCAGCUGGAGCUCCAGGCCACCGAGCGCAACCGCGCCGAGUUAGCGGUCUUGCUGGAGGCGACGAUCGCCUCCUCGCAGGCUGCCCAUGGUGGAGCGGCGCAGCUGGAGCGCAGCCACUGGGCUGCCAUGAGGAUCCAGGCGCGGUGGCGGAUGUACCGCGCGCGGCUGCGGCAGCACGGCCUGUGGCGCGGGGCGCACGACCCCUACGACGCGAUCGUGUGUUUCGACUCGCUGUCGUCCACGAUAGACGCGGACAAUCUCAAGAUCAGCAUCUUGAAGUGGGCGCAUUCUGCAUUCGAGAUCGAUAAGGCCCAGAUGGAGGGGAUCCGCAUCGUGGCGCAUAUGGGCUUGUUCGACAAGGGGAAAACAUUUUUGAUCAACCAGGUGUACGGCAAGAAUCUGCCGUCUGGCAAGUUGCACGAGACGUCAGGCUUAAGCAUAGUCUACGUUCCGAAGUUGCGUUUCCUGGUCAUCGACACCAAAGGACUGCAGGCGCCGGUAUCUUACAAGAAGAGGGGCGUCAGGCAGUUGGUGGACGCGAGCCAGACAGAGGUAUUCAUGUUCGAGUUGGUGUCACGAAUCGCCCACUACAUUGUCUUCGUUGUAAACGACUUCACCUGGCCCGAGCAGAGGCACGUGGUGCAGCUUCACCAGAAGUACGUGCAGUCCAAGCGGGAGAACCAGCUCAUCGUGCUGCACAAUUUGCGGACAACGAGGAGCGUCCGCGAGGCGACCGAGCUGUUCUACAAGCAGGUCGCCUCCAAGUACGAGGGCGUGGACAGAGGCGAGCUGGGAGGCCUGAUCUUCACCGUGGACGAGUCCCCCCGCAUCCACCACAUAGGACUCGCGGAGCAGGGCUCCCCCGCGGGCAACAGGUUCAAUCAGAAGAACAAGGCCCACCUGCUGCAGCUCCUGGACCAGCUGGAAGGCAUCGGCGAGCGUUCCAGGUCCCUCGCAAGCCUCCUCCAGGAGCACUUCGCCCAGCUGCUGCCCGAGUUCAUAUACCUCGAGUCCUCCACGGGCGAGCGGCAGGACGGCUCUGGGCUGGUGGUGCGGAUUCAGUUGGAGGAGGCCUCCUCGGCCGCGGGGGUGGGCCUCAGCGGCCGCCCGGAGCCCGACGCGGAGCGCGACCCGACGCUGUACAGGUCGGUGGGCAUGCUGACGCUGCAGGUCCCGGACGACCACGUCGUCCACAUGAAGACCGAGGGGGUGUUCUCGGAGUUUUGCGAGCUGGUCGCGCAGGACGUUACCUUCAAGCCACCACCGCCCAACUUCUACGAGCAGCGCCUGAAGGACAAGCUGGUCCGGGUGGUCGAGUUCGAGGUGCCUGGUGUCUGGAGGAAGAACAUCAAGUUCCGCAAGGGCAACCGCGGCUAUUCUGUCAGUAUGGUCAGGGCCAAGGACGAGUCGCUCGGCGGCUUCGGCGUGUGCAGCAGGUUCCAGGCACCGCGCAUCCCGACCGGCGAGUUCGUCUUCGACCUGUUCUUCGACGACGGCAUCUGGGACCUCGACGGCGGCCGAGAGGCCGUCACUCACGAGAACGGAAUGUUGCGCGUCCGGCUGAAGCAGGACCUGCAAGGCGAGAUCUUCUCUUUGGACGACCUUUGAGGUGAUAUCCGGAUGUUCUGGCUUGACGACCGCUGAGGCGGCGCACGGAUUCGGAGCGGUCGCCAGCCACCGCGAGCGCAGUUGGACGUCACAUCUGGGUCUCUGCGCCGUCCCGGAGGGAGGCGCGAGGCGAGGAGGAGGAGGAGGAGGAGGGAGAGGGAGGAAGAUGGGUGAAGUGAUAUUCUCGCGCGAUCGCUUUAUAAGUUGCAUCUGGAUUGCCUUGUCUAGCUUUUUAGAAAGUUGGGUGGAGGUGCGCGCCCGAAAUUCGGGAACGCCGGCGUGGCAGUACUAGCGGCUGCCUAUGCGGGCAGUCCUGCCCUCAGUGAGGAGGUUACAGGCUUAAUGCCUUGCACACAUUGCCGACUUUACCCCCCCUGUGUUGUUCCUGUCUGCGUCGUCGUCCGGCGUCCCUCCCGCAGCCGCCACGGCCUGGCAGGCUCGCCGCGGGCCUGCCUGCCCGCCCAGCCGCUCUUCCUGCCGACGUGCCAGAUAUACGCGCGCGCGCCGAGGCGCCCUUGGUGCAGCGCGCGCACACCACGCCUCGAACGAACAAACAUCGGGCGAAGCUGGCGGCUCCCCCUUGGGGUGCCGAAGUGGCAGGCAUCCUGCAUCGCCGUCAUCAUGAGGACGCUUUCGGCGAGCUCCCCCCACCCGCCGCCGUUCCAAAGUCGCCCGUCUCGCCAAGCGCUGGGCCAGCGCUUGGUCGGACGACUGGCGCGUGUGCUCCCUCAGCCCUUGCGGAAG
Molecule: messenger RNA, 2868 nt
Organism: Prorocentrum cordatum
Lineage: Eukaryota; Dinophyceae; Prorocentrales; Prorocentraceae
Source: the annotation of a GenBank genome assembly